AUGGGGUAUACAAAGGGUGAGAUGAUAGCCUUAGGCUUCAUCUUUGUUGUUCUGCCAACAAUAUUCGUCGGCCUGCGCAUUUGGGCACGUUUUAUCCGUCGCGCUGGGCUGGGUGCGGAUGAUUAUACUAUUUUAGUUGGAUGGGCUUUCACUCUCUCUGUCUGCACCGUACAUUUGAUCGCAGCCAUUCAUGGUCAAUUGGGACAGCACCAAGCGAUCUAUCCAAAUGGGGAGCCAAUCUUGGAUGAUCCGCGUUUUAUUAUUUAUGAAAAGUGUAAAUUCUCCUUGCAUAUGUUAUCAGUGCUUGGACUGGGAUUCACUAAGAUUUCUGUGAUUCUACUCUAUCGGCGCAUUUUUCGAAUGCCGAUUUUCCAGCGCAUAUGUCUCGGCUACAUCGUCGUCAUUAUCGCGUGGACUAUUGCAUUCUUUUUCGCCUGUCUGUUCCAGUGCACGCCGGUCACCCCUUUUGUCGAGGGUUUUUACGGAAAUAAAUGCACUAAUGUUCUGGUUCUAUACAACACGGUUAGUGGUACAGACGUUGCUCUCGAUGUCUUGAUCAUCAUCCUACCGAUUCAGCCGGUCUUGUCCAUCAAGAUGAGUCUCCGACAACGGCUGGCAGUGCUGGGAAUGUUUCUUUUGGGUUUGCUAGCGGUCGCAUCCAGUAUUGCGCGGCUCGUUUCCUUCGUGCAGUGCGAUACCGUCUUGAUCGAGCACUAUAACGACGAGACAUACUACACCUCCGGCGUGUUUGUCUGGACAGUGGUCGAGUUGGUCAUGGCGGUGAUUAGUGCUUGUCUACCCACGCUGCGCCCUUUGUUCAUGCGCGGCAAGAAGAACGCUACUCCAGACUACCCUGAAUAUCCUCGUCAAUACGGGUCCAGUUAUGGGUCCGGUAAAUCCGGUCGCCGGUCGGGGUACAUGCUCAGUGUGGAUACUCGCCAGGACGAUUUUGAUAUGCCUGCGAUGGCUUCACAGGAUGCGCCAGGAGUGCAGAUUCAGAUUCAACGAUCUUCAGUUGAUGAUCGGGAAGAGCCGACUGAUGGCGUUAUUCAUGUACAACAUAGUACGACAUGGUCGGAUCAGGAUUUCCCUGCGCAGCCGAAACAGUCUGUUUAG
Messenger RNA from Penicillium pulvis, 1116 nucleotides. RefSeq lists its product as uncharacterized. The transcript is spliced from 3 exons. The coding region runs from base 1 to 1116 and encodes 371 amino acids. The record is from RefSeq and is a predicted model, not a curated record. Lineage: Eukaryota; Fungi; Ascomycota; Eurotiomycetes; Eurotiales; Aspergillaceae.